CUCCGACGAUCAGCCAGCACCUCCAUAACCCCCCAACCGCUCGCCUUCCCCUUGUAUCUCUCAUUUCAAGCGCCGAAAUCCUCUCUAUACCGCCGUAAAAAGCUCCCGCUGACUCUGCACCAUGGCAUCGGGCUACGAUCGAGCUCUUUCAGUCUUCAGUCCCGAUGGACACGUCUUCCAGGUCGAGUAUGCGCUGGAGGCCGUGAAGCGAGGUACCUGCGCAGUGGGAGUCAAGGGCAAAGACAUCGUCGUCCUCGGUUGCGAGAAGCGGUCGGCAAUGAAGCUGCAGGAUACCCGGAUUACGCCCUCGAAGAUCUGCCUCGUCGAUACCCACGUCGCCCUCGCCUUCGCCGGCCUGAACGCUGACGCUCGCAUCCUCGUCGACAAGGCCCGCUUGGAAGCACAAUCACACCGUCUCACCGUCGAGGAUCCCGUGUCAAUAGAAUACAUCACAAAAUAUGUGGCCGGCGUGCAGCAGAGGUACACGCAGAGUGGCGGUGUCAGGCCGUUUGGUAUCAGCACGCUCAUUGUGGGCUUCGACCCGAAUGACAAGACGCCGCGGCUGUACCAGACCGAGCCUUCCGGUAUCUACUCGGCAUGGAAAGCCAAUGCCAUUGGGCGAUCCAGCAAGACAGUCCGCGAAUUCCUCGAGCGGAACCACAAGGGCGACAUGGACCGGGAAGAGACCAUCAAGCUGACUGUCAAGUCGCUGCUGGAGGUGGUGCAGACCGGCGCGAAGAACAUUGAGAUUGCCGUCAUGGCGCCGGGCAAAUCGCUUGAGAUGCUCCCAGUGGAGGACAUUGAGAAGUACGUGGAGAACAUCAACACUGAGAAGCAGGAAGAGGUAGCGAAUAGGAGGCCUGGGCGCACUCCAGGAACGGGCCAGGCGGCCAUCCUCACACGGCCGGCUGGCGAGGGCUCGGGGUCCGGAGCAUAGGGUGGGAGUGGACGCAGGGGGUGGGUUGGCGCAUGAAUAGCAUUGGCGUCCGGGUGAUAGACCUUUCGGGAUCUGUACUAUACAGAUACGUCCGUCUAGUGCUCAACAUAUGGCAUAUCUAGCGCACAUUCUCUCCCUCGCUGACCGCGGCGCUGCGUCUCCUGAGGCAUUGGCAUUAUUACGAAGCCUUUCCGCUACCCUUCUCCCUCGUUCAUCGAGUGCAUUCGCCCUUGCAGUUCUCAUCCCAAGCGGUCUGCGGCGUCUUUGACGUUGAAUAUUGACCU
This is a messenger RNA of Trematosphaeria pertusa, 1221 nucleotides long. Its product is annotated as N-terminal nucleophile aminohydrolase. Gene Ontology annotation, biological process: ubiquitin-dependent protein catabolic process. The transcript has 4 exons. The record is from RefSeq and is a predicted model, not a curated record. The coding region runs from base 122 to 937 and encodes 271 amino acids. Gene Ontology annotation, cellular component: proteasome core complex; proteasome core complex, alpha-subunit complex; nucleus. NCBI's taxonomy places the organism in Eukaryota, Fungi, Ascomycota, Dothideomycetes, Pleosporales, Trematosphaeriaceae.